Ylistrum balloti is the source of this 3507-nucleotide messenger RNA. RefSeq lists its product as uncharacterized. The record is from RefSeq and is a predicted model, not a curated record. The coding region runs from base 83 to 550 and encodes 155 amino acids. The transcript is spliced from 5 exons. NCBI's taxonomy places the organism in Eukaryota, Metazoa, Mollusca, Bivalvia, Pectinida, Pectinidae.
AAUACACAACGAUUGACGAGAGUUCACAUUUGACAAGGGCAGACAUCUAGAACGUUUCAGUGUUAUCUCGUUUCAGUCAGAGAUGAGUACUUUCAUUCCCUUAAACAACAAUAACAGCAAUGUGUGGCCCAACGUGAUGGAUGUAUCACACCAAAGUUCUAAACGACAGAGGAUGGAUGAGUCCCUGGAGGAAAUCAACCAACAGUCACAUGGAGUUCCUCCCUGUUCUUGUGGUAGGAAAUUCUUGCCAGUGAGAAAGAAUGAGACAACUUAUAUCACAGAAUCCUGGCGAUCGACUGGGACAUCACUCUUCAAGCCUUUAGUCCAGGAUAUUUUCGUGAACUUAGUGAAGUAUGAACAGUUCAGUGUCUCUGAGGGCUCAUUUUUUGUUGCAGAUGCUUAUGGAAACUACUCAAAUUCAGUUCAAGGUCAUGUGUUACACAUGUGGAGGUACGACAAAGCAAAGAAAGAGCUAUUUAUAGCACAGUCUAUUCUCUUCACCUGUCCACAGGACUUGGCUGUGAUACAAGCUGUACUGUAUUCCAUUUAGUACAUUCCUCCACCAGGUACCGCUUUAGAAGGGAGUUGACUUCAUGUAAAUGCCUAAAGCUGACCGGUUACAUGUACAGAAGAUUUCCAGAUGUAUUUAGUGACAAAGACAGUUCCAUACUCCAUAUCAGUGAACUUGUGUUGACACACCAGCACUAGCUUUGUAAUGAUGUGUGCUGGUGACAUGGAUGGUGCUAUUUGUGACUCAACUGUAUUGUACAAAAGCCAUUUAAGUGUUUCUUGGUCCUCAAAUAGGUGCAUUAUACAAUACUGGACCUGCUAAACAUAGUCUGUGUGUUGGUGUUCGUGGUGACACAGAAGGUGCUAUACUGAUUAAUACUACAGUAGUCAGCUACUGUAUUUGUUUAAAACGGUGCCUGUAUGACCUUUAGAAUCAUAAACAAACUUGUGUUAUACCUACUAUAUGUAUUUGUCAAUAAGCCUAAACCUGGUAAUAAGCCCACCCAUAUCUGGUGAUAUGGCCAACCAUACCUGGUUAUAAGUCCACCCAUACCUGGUUAUAAGUCCACCCAUACCUGAUAAUAAGUCCACCCAUACCUGGUUAUAAGUCCACCCAUACCUGGUUAUAAGGCCAACCAUACCUGGUUAUAAGUCCACCCAUACCUGGUUAUAAGUCCACCCAUACCUGGUAAUAAGUCCACCCAUAUCUGGUAAUAAGUCCACCCUAUCUGAUAAUAAGUCCACCCAUACCUGGUUAUAAGUCCACCCCAUACCUGGUGAUAAGUCGACCCAUACCUGAUAAUAAGUCCACCCAUACCUGGUAAUAAGUCCACCCCAUACCUGGUGAUAAGUCGACCCAUACCUGAUAAUAAGUCCACCCCAUACCUGGUAAUAAGUCCACCCAUACCUGGUAAUAAGUCCACCCUAUCUGAUAAUAAGUCCACCCUAUCUGAUAAUAAGUCCACCCUAUCUGAUAAUAAGUCCACCCAUACCUGAUAAUAAGUCGACCCCAUACCUGAUAAUAAGUCCACCCAUACCUGGUGAUAAGUCGACCCAUACCUGGUAAUAAGUCCACCCUAUCUGAUAAUAAGUCCACCCUAUCUGAUAAUAAGUCCACCCUAUCUGAUAAUAAGUCCACCCAUACCUGGUAAUAAGUCCACCCUAUCUGAUAAUAAGUCCACCCAUACCUGAUAAUAAGUCCACCCCAUACCUGAUAAUAAGUCCACUCAUACCUGGUAAUAAGUCCACUCAUACCUGAUAAUAAGUCGACCCAUACCUGAUAAUAAGUCCACCCAUACCUGGUUAUAAGUCCACCCAUACCUGAUAAUAAGUCCACCCAUACCUGAUAAUAAGUCCACCCAUACCUGAUAAUAAGUCCACCCAUACCUGCUUAUAAGUCGACCCAUACCUGAUAAUAAGUCCACCCAUACCUGGUAAUAAGUCCACCCUAUCUGAUUAUAAGUCCACCCAUACCUGGUAAUAAGUCCACCCUAUCUGAUAAUAAGUCCACCCAUACCUGGUAAUAAGUCCACCCAUACCUGGUAAUAAGUCCACCCAUAUAAUGUAUAUAUAGCUAUUCAGUAAAAUUGUAAACUAAUGCUAUUUCCUUAAUAAGUCCAUCCCCUGACACUGAAUACAAACGACCCCUGAACUUAUUGAAGGCUAAUGCUAUAAUGAUCUAUAACUGCAUUGUUCAAUGUUAUUGAACACAAAAACAAUGAUCUUGAAAUAAUUUGACACAAAGAAAGUAAAAUGUUAUAGUAAUAUAUUUAAUUUAUAUGUUUUACAAGGAUAUCGGCUAAAUUAAUCAGGAAGAGUGAGAAUGAGUCAGUAUUUAUAAUGGAAAUGUAAGUCAGAAAAGAAAAAAUUGAUAUAUAAUCAGAAAUGUUUUCUAAAACCUGUGGAUAUAAUGAUUGCAAAUUGAUGAUCCUCACCAAAGAUGAUUGGGUGGUGCAGUUCAAUUAGGGUGGAAUCCCUGAUUAAAUGUGAUAAGGUUUCUUGCUGUCAACUGCCUUAAGAUCCAAACUUCCAAAAGCUCCACAGUGAUAUUCAUUAGUCUAAGUUGCUUUAACUUUGGGUAAAAAGAUAUUAAAAAUUUUCAGUUAUAAUUGUCAACAUUGCACCUACCUGAAGUAUAGAAAACAUAUUGCUCACUAGAAUUGUAUAAUGUUUCAUUUGUUGCAUUGUUGAAUCAAAGUGGUCUGUAUUAAGAUAACAUAUACAGUGAUGUGGUUCGUGAUGAAUUGGUAUCAUAACCGUAAAUGUGUGACGUUAUACAUGUAAUGAUCAUUCCCUUAUAAUCUUUAACAAUUAUAAGCUUUAAUAGGAUAUUGGCUUUGCUAUAUUUAGCCCACAUCUAAUAGAUGGUGGGUUAUUCAAAUCGCCCUGCGUCCGUGGUCCGUCUGUCUAGGCGUCCGUCCGUCCAUAAACAAUUCUUGUUACCGCUAUUUCUGGAAAAGUACUGGAUGGAUCUUUCUCAAAUUUCAUAUGCAGGUUCCCCUUGGUCCCUAGUUGUGCAUUGUACCUUUCUUUAACUGAUUCGCAUUCAAGAUGACCGACAGGUGGCCAUCUUGGAUUUUGGAAGUAAAAGUUUGUUACCGCUAUUUCUGGAAAAGUACUGGAUGGAUCUUUCUCAAAUUUCAUAUGCAGUUUCCCCUUGGUCCCUAGUUGUGCAUUGUACCUUUUUUGGACUGAUUCGAAUUCAAGAUGGCCGACAGGCAGCCAUCUUGGAUUUUGGAAGUAAAAGUUUGUUACUGCUAUUUCUUGGAAAGUACUGGAUGGAUCUUUCUCAAAUUUCGUAUGCAGUUUCCCCUUAGUCCCUUGUUGUGCAUUGUACCUUUUUUGGACUGAUUCGAAUUCAAGAUGGCCGACAGAUGGCCAUCUUGGAUUUUGGAAGUAAAAGUUUGUUACCGCUAUUUCUGGAAAAGUACUGGAUGGAUCUUUCUCAAAUUUCAUAUGCAGUUUCCCCUUAGUCCCUAGUUGUGCAUUGUACCUUUU